CCUCCUUUUCCUACCUUAUGUUCUCAUGACCGCGCAACUCCAGCUCCAUCCUCAUUGCGACCGUUAUUGCUACCUAUCAACAUUGCCGCGACAGGAUUUCGAAACGAGGCGAUAGCAGAGCUAGCGCAGCCGUGUUCAUAUUGUUGCAAUGGCGGAGAACUAUCAAAUGCUGGAGGAGCUCGGGAGUGGCUCCUUCGGAACAGUCUACCGCGCUCUGGACAAGACGACCGGCGAAUAUGUCGCCAUCAAGCACAUCGACCUCGAAGGCAGCGACGACGACAUCCGUGAGAUUCAACAAGAAAUCUCCCUCCUCGCGACAUGCAGCUCCGAAUACGUUACCCGAUACAAGACAUCCUUCGUGCGCGGCGUCAAACUCUGGAUAGUAAUGGAGUACCUCGGCGGCGGGUCAUGUUUGGACCUGUUGAAGCCCUUCUCCAAGGGCAUGGAGGAGAAGUACAUCGCUGUCAUCAUGAAAGAGUUGUUGCAUGGAUUGGACUAUCUACACACCACGGGCAAGAUUCAUCGGGACAUCAAGGCGGCCAACAUUCUGCUAUCAGAGACGGGACAGGUCAAAAUUGCGGACUUUGGUGUUGCGGCACAGUUGACCAAUAUCAAGUCGCAAAGACUGACGUUCGUUGGGACGCCAUUCUGGAUGGCUCCAGAGGUCAUUCAAGAGGCUGGAUACGACUUUCGCGCGGACAUUUGGAGCUUGGGCAUCACUGCGAUGGAGAUGGCAUUGGGAGAGCCGCCGCGCAGCGACGUGCAUCCCAUGAAGGUGUUGUUCUUGAUUCCGAAAGAGAAGCCACCACGGUUGGAGGGAAGCAGAUUCAGCAGAGAAUUCAAGGAGUUCGUCGCCCUGUGCUUGAACAAGGAGGCUGAAAAGCGGCCGAGUGCGAUGUCGUUGCUCAAGCACGCUUUCAUCAAGAAGGCUGGCAAGACUGACGUUUUGCGAGACCUGCUACGGGUUGUGAAAAGCCAUGAGCAAGAUGGUAUGGAUCACGAGAAGGAUACACGAUACUACGAGGAGACUCUAAGAUCGAUGCAUCACGCCCGGGAGGACGAUGAAUGGGUGUUUGACACCAUCAGACCCAACAGCAGCAUGCGACCAUCAACUCUUGCGGAUUCAAACACCAAACGACGUAAGCUGGAGCGAAUUCCAUCAGGAUCGAAAGUUGAAGACGCGACGGCAGCGAUGGAGCAGAUGAGCCUGGAGAAUGCACCAUUGCAUGGUUCAGUCAGGCAGACGUCGAGCAAGGAGUCCUCGACAAUUCGCACUCCAAAGGUGAGGAAGCAGAGCACACAGCGCAAGCAGCCUCGUCAGCCGCUGGGGCUGGACAUGUCGUUCGGGAAUGGUGCAUCCACUGUACGGCAGUUCAAGCGUGUCAGCUCGGGCAACAGACCUACGACGCCUCCCGCACAGACCGGGACCUCGCCAGCAGACAGCGUGUUCGACAGCGACAGCGAAAACAAGCCUCCUGCAGCCGCUCUCCCACCUGUGCCUGCGGUAGCGGCAACCAAAGAGUCUAUGCUCGGACGCCGGUCUUUCGCAAAAGCUCUCGAUCCGGCCUUUCAGGAAGCAUAUGCGGCUACGGCUGACCAUGCGAAACGCGAAGCGCUGGGCAAAGUCGCCGAAGCCUGGUCGAACCUCGACGAACUCGAUCCAGAAGGCGAGCUCCUCCUCCUCAAAUCCAUCAUGGAUCGCAUCCAAGCGGACCCCAAACUCGCCAGCGCACUCCUCCCACAACGCCGAGAUGUCCAGACGCCAACCAGCCCAUCGAAGCUGGUUAUGAACCCGCUCAACCCUCAUCUCAAGAAGAUGCGCUCGAGUCAGCAGUUGCAGGCUGAUCGUGAGAAGGCCGCGGAGGAAGAGAGAUUGAGGAUGGAGGAUAAGAUGCCUGGCGCGAAGGUUGAGCCGGGUAUGGAGCAUACGAGCAUGCUUGCGGAUGUGCUUUAUGGGAGAUGGACUGAGGGAUUGAAGGCGAGGUGGCCGUUGGCUUAG
Zymoseptoria tritici IPO323 is the source of this 1999-nucleotide messenger RNA. RefSeq lists its product as uncharacterized. Gene Ontology annotation, molecular function: protein kinase activity; ATP binding. The record is from RefSeq and is a predicted model, not a curated record. Gene Ontology annotation, biological process: protein phosphorylation. NCBI's taxonomy places the organism in Eukaryota, Fungi, Ascomycota, Dothideomycetes, Mycosphaerellales, Mycosphaerellaceae. The coding region runs from base 149 to 1999 and encodes 616 amino acids. The transcript has 4 exons.